This is a messenger RNA of Drosophila nasuta, 1337 nucleotides long. RefSeq lists its product as uncharacterized. Gene Ontology annotation, biological process: cellular response to hydrogen peroxide. The record is from RefSeq and is a predicted model, not a curated record. NCBI's taxonomy places the organism in Eukaryota, Metazoa, Arthropoda, Insecta, Diptera, Drosophilidae. The transcript has a single exon. The coding region runs from base 194 to 1057 and encodes 287 amino acids.
AUGGCAAAUAAAAACGUUGUCCAACACUUGCAUCAAAAUAGUAAAUAAUAAAGAAAAUUUAAUAAAAGUAGCUCCUCGAAUACAAUAAAAAUUAGAAUACCAUUUAAAUUGUUUGGUAACACAGGAAUAAAACAACACGAAACAAAGAAGAUAAUAAACAAAACAACGCUUUACGCAAAAAAAAAACAGCAAAAUGUCUACUGAGGAGUUGCCCGACGACUUGGAUAAACUAAAAAUAACAUCAAACAGUGAACAAAUGCAAUUGCGUGAUAGAAAUCCAUUUUACAGCACAAAUGCUAUUAGUGUGAAUGCGAGAACAAUUUCGGCAAUUUUUCCAAAUACAAAGCAUAUGCCGUGUAAAAUGCGUCGCAUUAGGCGGAAAUCAAAAAAUAAUAUUGAUGCCAGCGACUGCGACAUCAAACAAAAACAACUUGGCCAUGAAGAUGCUGUUGUUGUUGAUGAUGACUUUGAUAUUGCGAAACCGCCUGGCGUGCAAAAGCUACAAUUGAAAAAGAACAGUGUGGCUCUAGCAAAGAAAAGUCUAUUGCGCGAACCCAUUUUGCGAGUCGUAGCCAACGAUAAACAGCAUUCCGCGAAAUGCAAUUUUAAUGGAAUGAUUCCAUUACAAUUGGAUGACAAAAGUCGCACAAAUUUUCACAAAUCUCGAAAUCAUAAUAUCAGCAUUAAGUCGAGCAUAAAUAAUGCUUGCAGCUUUCGUGAUCUAAUCGGCGAAUGCAACAUUUUGCUAGAUGAAUCCAAAUCAAAGAAAGUCAUUUCCAAUACUACUAACAGGCCGUUGUCCAAGAACUUUACCAUAUGGCAACAACAACAAAGCGCCUCAGAUGACGUCCAAAAAAAAGAGAGGGAGCGAUCUACAAUUGCCAUCAACAAUAGUGCUAGACUCUCAUGCUCCCAGGAAGCCAGCAACAACAAUCUAGCAACAACAAGCGGAAGGAAUUGCGACGAUGUGACCAUUGGCGAGCUGGCCAGCUAUUUUGAUACUAUGGUGCACAUUCCCAAAAAAAUGUCCUCGAUGGCGGAAAUGAUGUACAUCUAAGAUUUGUUAAAAGGGGCACACUGCCAUUUGUAAUUACAUAUUAAUACAUACUAUAAACAAAACGCAUAGCUGUAAAUAUACGCAUGUGUAUGUAACGCUCUAUAUUUGUAUAUGUAUAGUUGUGUUUUCUUGUAAAUAAGUAUAUUUCAAUGAAUGUCAUUAGAUUAAUUGAAUUAAUUAAUGUACAUACAUAUGUAAAUAUAUAUAUGUAUAUUAAUAGAUUUACGCAUAUUUCGGUAUAAAUGAGAAUUAAAUUAAUAUGGUUUUUAUUGUUUAGCAA